GAGAGAGCCGUCGGAGAAAACAAGAUUCCAGUCAGAGGAGGCUGCUCAACUUUGCUGAAGUUCGAAUUCGGACAGCGCUGGACAAGAGCUCCAGACAAUAAUCAUGGACCAUACAUGGGAGGAACUGGAUCAGCUGGCCGCUGGCUACAUUUCAGACACCAUGAGCUAUAUUCACACGGUGCAGGAGUUCUGCAUCAUACACUCAAUGUGGCUCCUACAUAGAAAGUCUGAGCUGAAGAGGAUGCAAGACGUCAUCAUGGACAGAGCGAAGAAGAUCAACCCCACAGCUAACCACUGCCUAAAUUCAGAGGACAAGAUGAAGGCCUUCGGGGAGUAUAUGUGCAGCAAGGUGACUGAGGUAACUGCAGAGGGAAGGACCCAGGAGCUGGAGGAGGAGCUGGGAUGCCUGCUCGAAGACACCUUGAAGGGGCUUAAGAAGCUGACCCCGUUCCUGGAGGCUGUGGAGAUGCUGGCGGUCACGUCGCUCUCCGUCUUCGAGGAGGAGAAUCCGGUGUGCCAGCUCCCUGAGGGGGUGAGCGCUGAUGCCGUUCGUUCAGUCAUCGCCGCCGCCAGGCGAGCCUGUCCGCUUUUGAUCCAUUUCCAGAGAGACAACAGCGAAUUCUUUCAGACCAGCCUGGUGAACAUGGACCUGCUGGCUUUCCAGCUGGACAAAUACUUGAGGGUUUCCCAGAAGUUGUAUGAGAUGCUCCAGGAAAGUUCAGGAAGUAUACCAUUUCAUGGAAUUAAUUAUAGGUAA
Molecule: messenger RNA, 757 nt
Organism: Conger conger (European conger)
Lineage: Eukaryota; Metazoa; Chordata; Actinopteri; Anguilliformes; Congridae
Exons: 4
Coding region: 104-757 (217 amino acids)
Source: RefSeq, a predicted model, not a curated record